AUGGCCCUGACAAGCUCUGUGCUGUCAUUCCUGCUGGCCCUGCUGGUCUUCAGGGUGUCCACAUGGGCGUGUCUCUUCUGCUUCACCACCCAUGCGGAGCGCUUCCACAUCUGCCAGAUGUUUGUUGGCAUGGAUGGCCCUGACCUGGGCCAGUGUGAGGAUGCUUUCAUAGCUGCCUUUGAGAAUCUCUCCGAUGUGGAAAUCAACUAUGAGGAGAGGAGCCACCUACACGACUCAUUUGCACAGAUGAUUCACUCCCUCCAGCAGGUGGCUGCUGCCCAGGGUGAGUGGUCCUUUAAGAUCGCCUUCUCUAAUGCAGCAAAAGAAAUGAAGAAGGCCAUCUUACAGCUGAAAGAAGUCCAGGCCUGCAUCCCUCCUUGCGGGCUCCAGGAGGUUGCUCGGCGUUUCCUUUGCAGCGGGUGCUACUCCGCUGUCUGUGAUCUCCCUCUGGACUGCCCAGUUCAGGAUGUGGUGGUGAGCCGGGGGGACCAAGCUAUGUUUUUAUGCGUCGUGCGAUUCCGGUUGCCCGAGGAGGAGAUCACCUAUUCCUGGAAGUUCGCGGGAGGUCUGCGGACUCAGGACGUGUCCUUCUUCCGAGAUGUGCCGCGGGCCCGAGGGUACCUGGCGCGGAUCCGGCCGGUGCAGCCCACGCACCGCGGGACCUUCUCCUGCGCGAUCCGGCACGACCAGCGCCCCCUGGCGCGGCUCUACUUCUUCCUGAACGUGACCGGCCCGCCCCCGCGGGAGGACACCGAGCUCCAGGUCACGUUCCGGGAAGUGGUGCGCUGGGCGCCGCGCGAGGCGGAAAUGAUCGAGCCCUGGGACCCCAGCCUGGGCGAGCUGCUGGCCAAGCCCGGGGCGCUGACGCUGGGCAACCUGUUCCUGCUCGCCGUCAUCGCGGCCCUCGCGUCUGCCGGUGCCACUGUGCUGGUGUGGAUGUUCUUUCGGUGGUACUUCAGCGGCAGCUAACAGAGGUAUCUGUCCAUUAUCGCACUUCCAUCUCUAAAAUAAAGUAUAUUUCAGUAA
Molecule: messenger RNA, 1026 nt
Organism: Jaculus jaculus (lesser Egyptian jerboa)
Lineage: Eukaryota; Metazoa; Chordata; Mammalia; Rodentia; Dipodidae
Gene: Spaca6
Product: sperm acrosome associated 6
Exons: 9
Coding region: 1-969 (322 amino acids)
Biological process (GO): fusion of sperm to egg plasma membrane involved in single fertilization
Source: RefSeq, a predicted model, not a curated record